AUGGAAGAAAGAAGUAUAACCGAUGUAAGAAGUUAUAGAGGACCAGAUCUGGACACAGACCAUUUCUUAGUAGGUGUAAAAAUGAAGCAAAUAGUACCAGUUGCAAAAAACAGGAAGAACCAAGAACGCAAAAACUUAAAAACGUGUAUUAGAUUGAAAAAUGAGGAGGAGAGGAAGAUGUAUUUGGAAAUGGUGAAUGAUUGGGUAACAAGUGAAAGGCAAGAUACAGAAGAUAUAGAAGAUUUAUGGUUGAAUGUUAAAAAUGGAAUAAAAAAAGCGUCAUCACAAAGCACUCAAGAAACAGGGAAGGAAAAUAAAAACGAAAGAUGGUUUGAUAAGGAAUGUGAAGAAGAAUUAGAAAAAAGGACAACUUUAAGAUUGAAAGUAUUAAAAAAUGAAACAGAAGAAAAUUUAAUGGCAUACAAAGAACAGCGAAAAGUAUGUAAAAGGCUCUUAUGCGAAAAGAAAAGAAAAUAUAAAGAAAGACUAUUAGACGAGAUAAAAGAAAACUACAAAAAUAAAGAGAUAAGAAGUAUGUACCGGGUAUUGAAACAAGAAAAAAAAGGAUACCAAUCAAGUUCGGUGUUCUAUAAAAACGAAAAAGGUGAACUGGUAGGAAAUGAAGACAAAAUUUUAGAACUCUGGCAGAGGUACUUCGACGAACUCCUAAGUGGGGAAGAAAAUGGAGGAAUGAUAGAAGAAAAUUUAAACAAAGAAGAUAUACAUGGUGAAGAAGAAGAGAAAGCACCAAGUCUAAGAGAAGUAAAGGAAAUAAUGAAGAAAUUAAAAAAUAACAAAAGUCCGGGAGAAGAUCAAAUAACGGCGGAAUUACUAAAAUACGGGGGAGAAAAGCUAGAAGAAAAGAUACAGAAACUUUUAGAACAAAUUUGGCUGCAAGAACAAAUGCCACAAGAUUGGAACGAAGCUAUUCUCAUUCCAGUACAUAAAAAGGGGGAUAAGAUGAAAUGCUCCAACUAUAGAGGAAUAGCACUUUUGAAUGUAGUCUAUAAAAUUCUUCCGUCGUAUAUAAAAGACCAAGUAAUAAAAAAAGUAGAGAAGGAAAUUGGAGAGUACCAAGGUGGCUUCAGGGCGAACAGGUGGACCAGAUAUUUACACUACGUGAGCUACAAGCAGAAAGUUUUGAAUUUCAAACAAGCAUAUGAUAGAAUCAAGCGCCAAAAGUUAUAUGAAGCUUUAAGAGAACUAGGUAUGAAAAACAAGCUAAUAAAGAUGAUAAAACUCACCUUAAAAGACACGGACAAUAGAAUGGUUCGGACACGUUAUGAGAAUGAAGGAAGAAAGAGUACCCAAGAAAAUUUUGGAAAGUGGUAUAGGAGGGAAACGUCGACAAGGACGACCAAGAACACGGUGGAAAGAAGAUGUACUAAAGGACAUAGCAGAGGCGAAUAUUGCAAACUGGAGGAAGAAACUUAA
This is a messenger RNA of Zophobas morio, 1434 nucleotides long. RefSeq names its product caldesmon-like. NCBI's taxonomy places the organism in Eukaryota, Metazoa, Arthropoda, Insecta, Coleoptera, Tenebrionidae. The transcript is spliced from 3 exons. The record is from RefSeq and is a predicted model, not a curated record. The coding region runs from base 1 to 1434 and encodes 477 amino acids.